AAAUCUUUGAGAUUUGAAUCAUUUUACUUUUUUCAUUUGAAAUCAGUUUUCGUUUGUUGGAAGUCGUUAAAAUUUUGUCUUCUUAAUGAAUUCAAUGAAGAGAGUAAUUCCUUUGUUAGAUCGCAUCCUAGUUAGACGUGCCGAACAAAUUGCAACGUCCAAAGGUGGAAUUAUGAUUCCAGAAAAAUCUCAAGCAAAAGCUCAAGAAGCAUUAGUAAUUGCUGUUGGACCUGGUGCUAGAAAUUCUAAUGGAAAUCAUGUACCAGUGGCUAUAAAAGAAGGUGAUAAAGUCUUACUACCGCAAUUUGGUGGAACAAAAUUGGAAAUAGACGAUACGGACAAUAAAGAGUACAUCUUGUUGAGAGAAUCUGAAAUUCUUGCCAAAAUUGUAUGAGGCUUUAUCGUAAAAAAAAAUGUGGAUGCAUGAUUUUCCAGAAUGUCUAAAGCAAUUUAAAAAUGUUGAAUUACUUGUUAUAUUUUAAUUAAUAAAAAGAAAAAACUACUAAAAAUAA
Eupeodes corollae is the source of this 512-nucleotide messenger RNA. RefSeq names its product 10 kDa heat shock protein, mitochondrial-like. The transcript has a single exon. Gene Ontology annotation, molecular function: metal ion binding; protein-folding chaperone binding; ATP binding. The coding region runs from base 86 to 394 and encodes 102 amino acids. NCBI's taxonomy places the organism in Eukaryota, Metazoa, Arthropoda, Insecta, Diptera, Syrphidae. Gene Ontology annotation, cellular component: mitochondrial matrix. The record is from RefSeq and is a predicted model, not a curated record.